Scleropages formosus (Asian bonytongue) is the source of this 577-nucleotide messenger RNA. RefSeq names its product deleted in malignant brain tumors 1 protein-like. The record is from RefSeq and is a predicted model, not a curated record. Lineage: Eukaryota; Metazoa; Chordata; Actinopteri; Osteoglossiformes; Osteoglossidae. Bases 56 to 577 code for a protein of 173 amino acids. The transcript is spliced from 4 exons. Gene Ontology annotation, cellular component: membrane.
GUGAAGGUUGGUGUCUCCACAUCACACAGAACAGUGCUUGUGUGCUCUGCCAACUAUGUGGAGCUGUUUGCUUCUCCGUUUCCUCCCUGUGAUUCUUCUGCUUUCUUCAGCAGGACCUGAGGAUGUAAGGCUGGUGAAGGGAGGCAGUCGCUGUGCUGGGACGGUGGAGGUGAAUCGUGAGGGACAGUGGGGGACGGUAGUUAAUUUUUACUGGGACAUUAAUGAUGCUGCAGUGGUGUGUAGAGAGCUGGACUGUGGCUCUGCUAUAUCAGCACCUCGCAGAGCUCACUUUGGAGAAGGUUCUGGACAAGAGCUUCUUACAGAAGUUGCCUGCAAUGGGACAGAAUCUACACUGUCCAUGUGUCAGUCUGAAAAUGCAGAUCAAAUCAGAGCACUGGGUUUUAUUCCAGCUCCUCACAUAUUUGAUGCUGGAGUGAUUUGUUCAGGUCGUCAAAUGAUUCGAUUAAUGGGUGGAGCUGAUCGCUGCUCUGGGAGAGUGGAGGUGAAAUUCAAUCAGUCCUGGGCUACACUGUGUGAUGUUGACUUUGACUGGCAGGAUGCUCAGGUGGUCUUGUGA